This is a messenger RNA of Hyposmocoma kahamanoa, 889 nucleotides long. It is a transcript of the gene Hmga, whose product is annotated as high mobility group protein I-like. The transcript has 4 exons. The record is from RefSeq and is a predicted model, not a curated record. Gene Ontology annotation, molecular function: DNA binding. Gene Ontology annotation, cellular component: chromatin; nucleus. Gene Ontology annotation, biological process: regulation of DNA-templated transcription. The coding region runs from base 144 to 497 and encodes 117 amino acids. NCBI's taxonomy places the organism in Eukaryota, Metazoa, Arthropoda, Insecta, Lepidoptera, Cosmopterigidae.
GGCGCCCUCUACACAGACGCCAGCCAAACAACCGGUUCGCUACUCUCCCGGCCCGCCAUAACAUUCUUUUUGACCACUGCGAUAACGUUCGCUGUAAACAAUUCUGUUUACUUGUGUAGCUGUACAGAUUUAAUUUGAGAGAAAUGUCUGAUGAUGGUUCAACAGUGGUUGAGAAGAAGGGACGCGGUAGACCAAAAUCCAAUGGAACACAAUCUGAACCCAAAGGAGAUUCCAAGAAAAGGGGUCGACCACCAGCAGCUACCAAGGCUAAGGAAUCUGCAAAGUCCUCUGAUGACGAACAGGCGCCGAUAGCGAAAAGGGGAAGAGGCAGACCCAAAGGCUCCAAGAAAAGGGCUGCACCUAAAACCAAGGGUGGAUCUGGUGAAGGGCGCGGCCGUGGGCGACCGCGUAAGGAAGCUGCCCCCCCGAAAAAGGAUGCUGCUUCCACUGAGGAGGAGCAGGACGAGGAUGAGGAGGAGGAAGGCUCUGACCAGUAAAAUGUCUUUAUUUGUUGACAUGCAACACUCUCACUUUAGUGUAAUUUGAUUGUCACGAUAACUCUUGUACGUUUGUCUUCAUACAUUAUAGUUUUUUGUACAUGUUUACAUUAGACUUUUACGAAUAAGAAACGCUUCUGAUAAUUAAUUACAUAUGGGGUUAUCUUGACAGUACAAAGAAAAAUAUUCUCAACUGAGACCAUGGGUCCACCCAAAUUUUAAUCAUGUGAGGAAAAACUUAUAAUGUAUCACAUUAUUAUCUCCUGAUAAUGAACAAUCCGCCUUAUGUUCAAAAUUUAUGAACUUUGCAUUUUAUUAAUGAAUAGACAUGAAUAAACAUUGGGUAGACUAAGUUCUCCCUAGAAUCGUACAACUUUUAAGAUUAUAAUUUG